This is a messenger RNA of Oncorhynchus gorbuscha (pink salmon), 1005 nucleotides long. Its product is annotated as nuclear factor 7, brain-like. Gene Ontology annotation, molecular function: protein binding. The transcript has 6 exons. NCBI's taxonomy places the organism in Eukaryota, Metazoa, Chordata, Actinopteri, Salmoniformes, Salmonidae. The annotation marks the transcript as partial. The record is from RefSeq and is a predicted model, not a curated record.
AGGGAGCUGACGUCUGCCCUGAGACUCUACAAAGAGAAGCUGGAGGCUCUGAACACUGUCAAGCAGACCUGUGAGGAGUCAGCUGAACACAUCAAGAGCCAGGCACAGCAGACCGAGCGCCUGGUCCAGCAGCAGUUUGAGAAGCUGCACCAGUUCCUCCGAGACGAGGAAGAUGCUGUGAUCUCUGCUCUGAAGGAAGAGGAGCAGGAGAAGACCCAGGGGAUGAGGGACAGGAUAGACAGAACAACAGACCAGAUCAACUCUCUAUCUGAGGCCAUUGAGGUGACGGUGGAGGCCAUGGACACUGGUGAUGACAUAACCUUCCUCAAGAACUUCAAGAGGACCUCUGACAGGACUCAGGUGACAGUACAGGAGCCAGAUGAGGUGACAGGAGCUCUGCUGGACGUAGCCAAACACCUGGGCUGUCUCAACUACAGAGUCUGGGAGAGGAUGCAGGACUUCAUUACGUACACUCCUGUGACUUUGGACCCCAACACGGCUAAUGUCUGCCUGUCUCUGUCUGAUGAUCUGACCAGCCUGCGGUACACAGAGGAGGAGGAGCGACUCCCUGACAACCCAGAGAGGUUCUGUUACUAUGAGAGUGUCCUGGGUUCCGAGAGCUUCAACUCCGGACGACACACCUGGGACGUGGAGGUGGGCGUGAACAGCGAGUGGGCCGUGGGCGUGGCACGGGAGACGGUCUCGAGGAAGGAGUGGUUCACCCGAGCCCAGAGGGGCCUGUGGACCAUCUGCUACUAUGGAGGUGAAUACCGCGCCCGCACGGCCACCGCCACCCCCCUGGUCCUGAAAAGAAGGCCCCAGGAGGUCAGAGUGCAGCUGGACUGGGACAGAGGCAGGGUGAUCUUCUCUGACGCCUCAGACAACACGCUCAUCUACAAGUUCCAACACAAGUUCACCCAUAGAGUGUUCCCUUACUUCUCCAACACCUGCAAGAGACAUCCUCUGAGGAUCUCAGCCGGGAAGGUGUCAGUUACAGCGGAGUAG